Dromiciops gliroides (monito del monte) is the source of this 1525-nucleotide messenger RNA. RefSeq names its product transmembrane protein 238 (gene TMEM238). The coding region runs from base 16 to 534 and encodes 172 amino acids. The record is from RefSeq and is a predicted model, not a curated record. The transcript is spliced from 2 exons. NCBI's taxonomy places the organism in Eukaryota, Metazoa, Chordata, Mammalia, Microbiotheria, Microbiotheriidae.
CCCAGUGCCCGAGCCAUGGCUGCCGCCUCCUCUUCCUCCUCCCCGUGCCCCGGGCCUGCCUCAGUGACUCCGGGCACCCCGGCUCCAGCUGCCCGGGCAUCUCCAGCCUCUUCAGGCCUGGGCCGCUGCCGGGCAGCCCUGCUGCUAGCCGUGGGCCUGGACGUGGCAGGGAUGGUGGCGCUCCUGACAGGAGUCUUUGCCCACCUGCAGGUCCAAGGUCGAGACUUCGGAGACCUGCUCAUCUACUCGGGGGCCCUCAUGGUGUUCCUCAGUCUGCUUGGCUGGAUCUUCUGGUACACGGGCAACAUCGAGAUCUCUCGUCAGGAGCUGGAGAGGGACUACGGCCGCAGGCCGGGCACCCUGGCCCGGCUGGCCCGCAAGCUCUCCCGGAGCUGGUCCGCUCAGCCCGGCCCGGGCGGAGGGGGCCGAGGCGGGGGCCGGGGCCCCUCCAAGCGCCAAGCCCAGACGUCUCGCCGAGUGCGCCUGCAGCUGAGUCCUCUGGAGGCCUCGACAGCAGGAGCAGGGAUGGAGUGAGAGAGAGGCCCAGGUGCCCUGCUCAAAUCUGGAUGGCAUGGCCUAGACUGACAUGGCUUCAGUGCCAGAGAAGAGCCCCCUUUGCCUCAGCGAUAGGGGUGCCCUGCUCCCUUCUCCUCCGCACUAUCUCCUCCCUUCUUCCCCAUCAGCUGGCCUCGGGACAAACACUCCCAUGUGGACCUGGACCCCCCUGCUUUUAUCUUUGAGCACCUUUGGGAAGCAGUUUAAGAACCCUGGGUGUGGAGGACCUCUAACCUUCAGCCCCAGGGAGACUUUGCCUUCACUGGAGCCCCAAGGACUGGGGGGUAGGGUUCCCCCUAAUGACUGGACCUAGAGAGACAGGAGGGCCAGGCUCCUUCCCUAUAUCCCCUCUCCCCACUCCAGUCUCCUGUUGGUAGACAGGGACUCCCAUACAGGAGUAGCAGUGGAGCCGACCAUAGACGGCUUCUCUCAUCCUUCCUCAUGCCUGUCCCGACUCGGUCAUGACAGUGUGAAGAGGUGGCUGAAUUUGGAGCUGCAUGAGCUAAGUCCAGAUCCUGCCUCCAUCAUGUUCUGUGUGACUGUAGACAAAUCACUUACUCUCCCGGGCUCCCAAUAUAUGCAGUGACAGUAUUGGACUCAUAGGAACUCUGGGCCUCUCACCUUGGAAUCUAUGAUCCCAGUAACACCCAUGUCUCAUUGUAUCCCCCAUAAUUACUAAUCAGCCUUCAGCGGCUGGAUGCCAGGGAAGCUGAGGGGAACUCCAAGGACCAGAGUCUCUGACCUCAUGGACUGAACAAUUAUUUGUAGAAAGAACAGAUGGGAGGGGCUACAAGGGACUGUGCCCCGAAUUGGAUGGAAAGUCUGAUGACACAGAAGCGAUUUCUAUGAGGAAAGGGGGAGAGCCCCUCCUAAAGAGAUGUGGGAGAACACAGGGAUAAAAAACUAAAUAAGGGCGUGUCACUGAAGAUGAAUGCCAAAAUGGGGCAUGGUUGUGUAAGAAUGGUAUCAG